Molecule: messenger RNA, 1195 nt
Organism: Raphanus sativus (radish)
Lineage: Eukaryota; Viridiplantae; Streptophyta; Magnoliopsida; Brassicales; Brassicaceae
Product: cytosolic sulfotransferase 7
Exons: 1
Coding region: 41-1021 (326 amino acids)
Biological process (GO): sulfation
Cellular component (GO): cytoplasm
Molecular function (GO): sulfotransferase activity
Source: RefSeq, a predicted model, not a curated record
UGGAACGCACAUGUGAACCAAAACAAACAAACAAAAAAAUAUGGAUGUGAAUGAGAUCUCAAAAUACCUUCAGAGAGACGAACAAGAAACCAUAAGUUUGAUCUCUUCACUUCCUUCAGACAUAGACUUCAAUGGAACCAAGUUGUUCAAGUACCAAUCAUGUUGGUACGACAACAAAACUCUGCAAGGAAUCCUCAACUUCCAAAGAGGUUUCAAACCACAAGAAACCGAUAUAAUCAUCUCUUCGCUCCCUAAGUCCGGCACAACUUGGCUCAAAGCUCUCACAGUAGCUCUUCUAGAGAGAUCAAAACACUCUACUAACCAUCCACUUCUAUCUGACAACCCUCAUGGCCUAGUACCAGUCCUCGAGCUCAGGCUAUACAUCGAAACCUCGGAACCAGAUCUGACCAGUUUCUCAUCAACAACCCCGAGGCUAUUCUCAACUCACGUACCGUUCCACACGCUUCAAGAGGCUCUCAAGAGCACUCCCUGUAAGGUCGUGUACGUUUGGAGGAACGUGAAGGACGCGUUGGUGUCUCUUUGGUUUUUCGAGUGCGCUAAUCAUAAGAUUAAGAUAGAUGAAGAAAGAAGCUUGUUGGAGUCUAUGUUCGAGUCGUUUUGUCGUGGAGUUAGCUACUACGGACCGUUUUGGGAACAUGUGUUGAGCUAUUGGAGAGGAAGCUUGGAAGACUCCAAGAAUGUGCUAUUCCUGAGGUACGAGGAGUUGAAGGUAGAGCCUCGUGGUCAGGUUAAGAGACUUGCCGAGUUCUUGGGUGUUCCUUUUUCUGUGGAGGAAGAAGAGAGUGGAUGUGUGGAAAAGAUAUUAGACCUUUGCUCGUUGGAUAACUUGAAGAACUUGGAGGUAAACAAGACUGGAAAAACGGCUAGAGGCGUGGAACACAAGAAUUUUUUCCGUAAAGGGGAAGUUGGUGACUCGAAGAACUAUCUGACUCCUGAAAUGGAGAAGAAGAUUGACAUGAUCAUCGAGGAGAGAUUUCGAGGUGCGAAUUUGAAAUUCUGAAGUAAACUAUAUGUGUGGUUUUAGAUUUACUUUGAUGAAAGUACUUUCCGUGCAUGGUUAUAUAUACUUCUUUUGGUUAAUGAUUCAUGGUGUGAUGUCUACCAUUUCAUUUUUUUAUUACUUGGAUGUUUUGUAAUUUAUAAUUCAUAAUAUUAGCUCUAUGUCAUCCUUAAA